This is a messenger RNA of Physcomitrium patens, 2897 nucleotides long. RefSeq lists its product as uncharacterized. Lineage: Eukaryota; Viridiplantae; Streptophyta; Bryopsida; Funariales; Funariaceae. The record is from RefSeq and is a predicted model, not a curated record.
CUCUCGCAAUUUGCUGCUCUCGCACUCCUAGCUUCGCCUACUCCCCCAUCGCUCGCAUACUUCGCCACCUCACUCCCUCUCUGGCUUCGUACUUGCUUUCCGCUUCCUAUCCCAUCUCUGACUAGCAGAGUCCCGCUUGUCCCGCUUGUCAUCGUUGCCUGCUCGCGUCUACGUCUGCUUUGUCUACUUCUCUCUCUUGCGUCCUGCUUUUAGCUCUCUGUUGUUGGAAUUCACUCCCUUAGAAGCACAGCAACGUGAUUAGAGAUACCAGAGCCGGUUGAUGUCGUGUUGAGGAUUUUUUUUUUCUUUUUCUUGUCUCGGGUUGUCUUGUGUGUGAGUGAGUUUGUUCUAGUUAAUCUGAGGUGGGAGACGUGUUUGCGCAGUGUCUGUGUGUGUUUUUAGAAGCGCGCAAGAAAGUGUAUCAGUGAAGUUGAUUUUCGAAGGAACCGGUCAUCAGUAGUUUGCGCGAUCUUGCUCGUGAAAGACUCCUUAAGGAAUUGAAGCAUUGUGAGUUUUUGGUUUCGGGGUAGAGUUGUUCUCUUGAGUGACGUUGUUGCUUGCCGGGUGUUGUGCGUGGAGACUAGUGAAGUUUUUUCUUGUUUAGAAGGGCGUUUUUCUCCUCGUUUCGUACUUCCAUCGGCGUCUCUUCUUGGUCUUGCAUUCUCUCGCAGGCCUUUGUGAGCGUACUAUUUUCCAGUGGAAUUCUUAAGGUUUCAUCCUUGAGUCUUAGUUCUUAUUUCGCGUAGUCUGUUUUCUUCUGUUGAUAAGUUGUACUAAGGAAGAUUUUCUCUCGUUGUCUACCGUGCUGUAAGGUCUCACUAUGAUACCUUCUUCUCUCUGGUGAGGUGCUUAUAUUGUCGAGGCUUUUGUACAUCUAGGGAGAGAAAAUCUGUAGGAACCCUGUUUACAAAGGGUAGAGCACUUCGCUGUUACAGUCGACGAAACGCUUGAGCACUCAAAAACUCGAUGCAGUGCGCAGUUUCUCUUGAACCAGUAGCACUCCAGUCCAUCGCUCCUGUCGCUUAAGUCAUCCUUUGCUAUCAGAAGUUCUUGUGUAGCUUGCUGGAGCCUGUAGGUUUCGAAGACAUCUUGCUACCAUGGACGGACCUGAGGCUACCCUUUUAUUUUAACCGGAGCGAUCGGUUCCCAAUUGUGAAGGCAGGAGAAUUCCAAAGUGGAGCACAUGAUUCAUACGAACGCCAGUACAAGGAUCAUCGUCAGGAGGAGGUCCGCACUCCCCAUGCUCUGGACCGCUGGUCGCUCCAACUUCACUUGACGGGAACUACCUCCUGCCUCUAUACUUGGGCUACCAACGUAUCUGGGGGAAGGUUAUUUUUAUUAUAUAGGCAAGGGUUAAGACGAACUUCAUCACUUGGACAAAGUUGUUUGAGGAGGGGAUUGUCUGAAAAUGAGUUGCAAUGGUUGUCGUGUCCUGCGUAAAGGAUGCAGCGAGUCAUGUAUACUUCGUCCAUGCCUUCAGUGGAUUGACAGCGCUGAUGCCCAAGGACAUGCUACUGUGUUUGUGGCAAAGUUCUUCGGCCGGGCUGGCCUCAUGAGCUUCAUAACUGCUGUUCCUGAAAACCAACGCCCUGCGUUGUUUCAAUCUCUGCUUUACGAAGCUUGCGGAAGAACCGUCAAUCCGGUUUUUGGAGCAGUGGGACUCCUCUGGGCUGGCAACUGGCAGGUCUGCCAAGCUGCUGUGGAAACGGUUCUGAAAGGUGGUGUCUUGAAGGCACCAUCCUCAUGUUCUUUAGGCUUUUCUGCUCUGCCACAAGGUCUCCUUCAUCCUUCCAAUCCCGGGAAAGAUACAUCAGUUACCUCGAAGGGAAGGGACAGUCUGCUCCCGAGCCUGAUCACCUCAGCCAAGGGAAAUAUUCCAGAUCUUUGCAAAGUGAGGGUAGGAGCAGGCCCUAUUCUAGAGCAGUAUCAGAGGACAAAUGGUUAUGAGAGCAAAGAUCAUGAUGCCGCUGCUGUCAAAUCAAGCUGGGAUCGGAAGUGGGAUAUCAAUGUUCAGCAACAAGAGUGGCCGAAGCAUCAGCAGCUAGACACAGCGAAAGGUAAUGUUAAAUCUCAUAUGGUGGCGUGGCCUGAGGCUCUUGGAAACAUCGUACACAAGGUUGGGGAGAAAAGAGACCGAGAUUUUUCGGGGGCGCAGGUGCUGGUCCCUGCCCCUAGGAGAUUGAAACCUUGCUUAGCGAUUGAAUAUGGCAUGAGCAUGAAGGAAUGUGCUGUGUAUGAUGAUCAGGAAACCGUCGUUGGCUCUACCGAACAUCUGGACCUCGGCCUGACACUUAAGGUGAAGGAUGGCAAAGGGGGACAGAUUACUGGAUUUAAAACAGUUUACAGUCCUUCUGACUCUGUGAACUCUGAGGGCUCUGUGACCAGUCUUGACACUACACCUCGUCAUGUCCAUCAUACCAGCUUCUCAUCACCGAUGUCAGGCGGGGACAUGGAUCGCAAACUGUUACUUCUUCUGUAAGAUGUGUAGUUUUAUCAAGAGUUCUCAUUCAGAGGCAUCUUUGAGAGCUCUUCAAGAGGAGAUAGAAGUUUGAGAGUUAUUUUUUGUUUUACCUUAAAAAAUUUCUGUACUGUUUGAUAAUCCUGAUAUGCAAUUUUCCUGGAGAUCCUAGUAAGGUUCUUUACUACUUUGAUAUUAGUAUCUCUUCUGAACAAUUUAUAGUGGACGGUCUAUACACAUGGGGGCGCUGGGUGAAGAUUAUGUAGAAGGAAGUGACCACUGUUUGAGCUUUCUGUCGUUCGAGCAUCUAAAUUGUCUACUCUACAAUAGACGUCAUAAAACUGACGAAGUGUUCAAUUUUUGUUGAUACGAGUGUUUGUUUAUCUGCGCUUGUAACCUCCUCAAGCUGGUGAGCCAUUUGAACAGGGGUACCAGUGCA